This is a messenger RNA of Homarus americanus (American lobster), 1163 nucleotides long. Its product is annotated as nucleoside diphosphate kinase-like. Gene Ontology annotation, biological process: GTP biosynthetic process; CTP biosynthetic process; UTP biosynthetic process. The record is from RefSeq and is a predicted model, not a curated record. Bases 116 to 895 code for a protein of 259 amino acids. Gene Ontology annotation, molecular function: nucleoside diphosphate kinase activity. The transcript has 8 exons. Lineage: Eukaryota; Metazoa; Arthropoda; Malacostraca; Decapoda; Nephropidae.
UGCCAUACUCUCUGCAUCUCUGCACUGGACCACCCAUCAUCUCACUUGUGCUCUCCAUAGUGACGCCUCACCUCUCCCUCCACUCUUCAUCAACAUCCCUCGACAGGAGUAAACAAUGUUGGUCAAGCUCUUGCUGGUAGGUCUAGCCACAUCCAACAUGUACCACAAGACAGGCACCAACAGCACUAAUUAUAUGUGCGACAUGGUGAGUCAGCAGACGGAGCAGUACAUCCCGUACCAUCUCGAUACCAGCAGCUACCUCAACUAUAUAAUGCGUCAAUUCAACAGCUUUAGCACUUUUACGAUGGUGAAACCUGACACUGUACACAGACUGGGUGACGUGGUGGAGAUGAUAGAGGCUGGCGGGUUGAAGAUCAAUCGCAUGAAGAUGGCGUGGUUGUCGAGGAAACAGGCGGCCCAGCUAUACACAGGUUCUACUGGCAAGCCUCACUACCAAUAUGUUCUGGACUACGUCACAAGUGGCCCUGUUGUGGGAAUGGAGCUGAGAGGACAAGACGCCGUGGCUCGGUGGCGCAAGAUGCUAGGAUCCGUGAAAGAUGAGACUGCAAGUGAAGAUUCCCCGAAGACCAUCAGAGAAAAGUUCGGGACCAAUCGACUAUGUAACGCAGUUCACGGGUCAAGCACUGGAGACUCCGCCACCAGAGAGAUGAAUCUGUUUUUCUCGUCUUCUAAUGUGAGUGAUAACACGAUUCAAGCUUCCAGUGGGAUGAAUUUUGUCCUUAUACCUUACAAUGAUACAUCAGGUAAAUUAGGGAGAACCCUGGCGUCACUUCAAACUGCAGGGUUCAGCAUCAGUUUCCUGGAGAUGUUCAACUUUACAGAAGCACAAGCUGAUGAGUUCCUGAAUAAGUAUAACAACUUAGUUCAACAAUAGCCAUUAGAGGCACGUGUAGCGAGACAGGUGUCAUCAGAGAACUUGGUGAGAAGGGUCAGGGAGACUCAAAGAAAAUAAUGUUCAGCCCAGAGCUAGCUGGCCAAGCCACACCCCAUGUACGUCGAACUAUGAAGCAAUAAACACUUUAUUUGCGACUCUGGCAAGAUCAGAUGUAAACAACGCCAGUUUAAUGAAGGAAUUUGUGGUGUUGGCUGCAUUGUAUGUGAUGAUUGUAAUGAAGCUUAGAAAAAAUAAAAAGUAAAUAUCA